GUAAAAGAGCGCAUAAAAAAGGGGAGAAAAGGCCCACAGAGGCAAGGCCGCAAAUCUAGAGUAGAGCCAAAUACCAAAGAGGAAAGAAAAGGAGGGAGAGAGAGGGCGGCGAUGGUGUCGGACUCGGAGCUCGUGGAGCGGCUCCGGGAGUUCCUCCGGGCCUCCGACCUCUCCACCACCACCACAGCCAUCGUCCGCCGGAAGCUCGAGGAGGACUUCGGCGUCGAUCUCUCCAGCAAGAAGGCCUUCAUCAGGGAGCAGGUCGAUCUUUUCCUCCACAGCGAGCUCAACGACAACAAGGAGGUGGAAGAGGACGACGGCUUGGGAAGGGAGGAAGGCGAAAGGGACCGAGAGGAAGGCAGGGGGGAGGCGGACGAGGAGGAGGAUGAUGAGCAAGAGGACGACGAGGAGGAAGAAGACGAGGGCGGGAGCAGCAGGAAGAGGCGAUUGACCAAGCUCAAUAAGGAGGUCAAGAAAAGGGGUGGCGGAUUUACUAAGCUGUGCAGUCUUUCUCCAGCACUGCAACAAUUUGUUGGCGAAUCUGAGUUAGCCAGAACUGAAGUUGUGAAGAAAUUAUGGGCUUAUAUUCGUCAGAACAAUUUGCAAGACCCAAACAAUAAGAAAAAGAUAAUAUGUGAUGAAAGACUGCAAAGCAUUUUUAAUGUCAGCACCAUUGACAUGUUUCAAAUGAACAAAGCUUUAUCAAAGCAUAUUUGGCCUUUAAAUUCUGAAGGUGGCCCAUCGACCGUAGUGAAGUCAGAACCCAAGGAGAAACAACAUAAAAAGGAAAGAGAAGGAAAGCGGCAAAAAGGAGGUUCUUCUGGUCUUCUUGCACCCCUUCCACUUUCAGAUGAUCUGGUGAAGUUUAUUGGUACUGGUGAAAAUGCAUUAUCUCGGUCUGAUGUCGUGAAAAGGAUGUGGGAGUACAUAAAACAAAACAAUCUGCAGGAUCCUGCUGAUAAGAGGAAUAUUAUAUGUGACAAGAAGCUAAAGGAACUGUUAAAGGUUGAUUCUUUUAGAGGCUUCACAGUUUCCAAGUUGCUGGUGGCUCAUUUCAUCAAGACAAAAUAACAGAACUCUUGAAGUCAAGGUGAGUGGAAGAAGACAAAGUGAUACCUGUUCUAACUUUUUGUAAAGGGAGUAUGGACACUGUUCUUCAUGCCUGCUCGGUCCUUGAAUAUACGCUGUCAUUUUGUGCUGCACUUCUGGACAGGCACCUUGUUAAACUAGAGCUAGACCUGUAAAUAAAACUUACAUCAUAUGAAACAAAAGAUUUUUGUAUUAAAUCUUGAACCUGGUGCUUUUAGGUAGCUCUGGAUGAUUUGUAUCUUCCUACCUAGUGUUGAGCUAAACAGUAAAAGGUAGAACCAUUAAACA
Phoenix dactylifera (date palm) is the source of this 1377-nucleotide messenger RNA. RefSeq lists its product as uncharacterized. NCBI's taxonomy places the organism in Eukaryota, Viridiplantae, Streptophyta, Magnoliopsida, Arecales, Arecaceae. The record is from RefSeq and is a predicted model, not a curated record.